This is a messenger RNA of Perca fluviatilis (European perch), 3195 nucleotides long. It is a transcript of the gene fbxl13, whose product is annotated as F-box and leucine-rich repeat protein 13. The record is from RefSeq and is a predicted model, not a curated record. Gene Ontology annotation, biological process: SCF-dependent proteasomal ubiquitin-dependent protein catabolic process. NCBI's taxonomy places the organism in Eukaryota, Metazoa, Chordata, Actinopteri, Perciformes, Percidae. Gene Ontology annotation, molecular function: protein binding. The transcript has 21 exons. The coding region runs from base 171 to 2648 and encodes 825 amino acids. Gene Ontology annotation, cellular component: SCF ubiquitin ligase complex.
UGACGUCAGUUCCCCUGGCAACGUUGAAUAAAAUAUCGAGAUGGAGUACAGGCAAAAUCAAACUCUAAUAUUGAACUAGCUAGCUAGCUAAUAUAGCUAAUAGUUAGUAAGUAAGAUACUCGAUUCUAAGAUAACUAGCUAUUCGACUUUGCAAAUGUGUCAGACAAAAUAUGGCUGUAGCAAACGCAAAGCCUACUCUGAAAGAGUGCGAAGUGAAACAAUGCCUGCCACAAAUAUAUAAGGCCUUAUUGACAGCUUCAUGUCUGUCAUGUCCCAAUGACCCGAUACAGUUCCUGAAAAACACUCUCAUGGCCUUCCAGGGACAUGAUAAUCUUCAUGAUGUUGACUGGCACAAGUUUGUUGCAGAUGCAGAACAGCGUACUGCAGCAACUUCUCUGACACUUAUGACUGUGGACACUGUCUAUAUUGACCCAGAUGACCCUAUGUUGUCCUUUUGUCUUUUCGAGAAGGCCUACUGCUGUUACAGGAAACAUUUAACAAGCUCUUGCUUCAGGAAGUGGAAGAGGUUCACCACGCAGAGUAAGAGUGACAUAAUAGAGCUGGCUUUGAAGAUGGACAUGGCAAAGAAGUGUUAUGAGAGGAAAUGCCAGCUGGUUGCACUUACCAAAUGGUCAAACUGGGUGAAAUUGCACAAGAAGAUGCAGGCCGUUGCCACGGAGAAGCUUGAGAGACUUGUAAAUGCUGGCCGCCUUAAGCGCAUCAUAGCUGCAUGGUGUAAUGUUGCAAAGGACUCAAAGAGGACAAAAGAGUACUUUAAGAGGUUGGAAAUGGGGUGUAUAGAAAUUGACAACAAAGUCCACCAGAUCGGGGAAGGAUGUGACGGACUCUCAGUGCUCCCUAGCAGGCUUUCACUGAAGAUCUUUCAAUAUUUAGAGUUGCGAGACAGGCUAAAUUGUGCUGAGGUGUGUUGCACAUGGAAAGCUAUUAUCCAGUCAGGCACACUGUGGAGUCAGAUCAACUUCUCUGUGGAGAAAGACUGGAUAACAGACAGCACAAUGAAGCAGAUUCUGCAGACUUAUCGCCCAUUUGUGAUCCAUCUUAACCUGCGUGGCUGCACCUCUCUAAAAUGGCCAAGCUUGAAAUAUAUCAGUGAGUGCAGAAAUCUCCAGGACCUUAAUUUGUCAGAGUGUCUUAAUGUUACAGAUGUGAUGCUUCAGAAAAUUGUCGAGGGCUGUCCCUGCCUGCUGUACUUGAACCUUUCUUGUACACCUAUAACAAACAAAACUCUAAGGGAACUGUCUAGGAGCUCUCUCAACCUUCAAUACCUGAGUCUGGCCUACUGCUACAGAUUCACAGAUAAAGGGUUUAUGUACCUGAACACAGGGAAGGGUUGCCACAAUCUCAUCCACCUCAACCUGUCCGGCUGCACUCAGAUGACUGUAAAUGGGUUCAGAUAUAUUUCUGCCGGAUGCCCUUCGCUCAAGGAGAUUGUGAUCAAUGACAUGCCCACGCUGUCAGACAGCUGUGUCUUGGCGCUAAUUGCCAGAUGUUGCUGUCUGUCUGCCAUUUCUCUGCUGGAUGCUCCUCAUCUUUCCGAUGUUGCCUUCAAAGCCAUUGCUGAAGUUGCCAAACUGAAGACUUUUAGGACAGAGGUUGUUUUGUCUGUUCCUCACCCCGUGUGCACUUUAGGUAACAACCAACUAACAGACGUCAGCUGGAAGGCCCUGUGCAGCAGCUCACAAGGCCUCCGCAGACUCCACGCUGCAGAAUGCUCCAGAAUGACCGACGCAAGCCUCAAAUCUAUGGCCAACCUUAACAACCUGCAACACCUUGACAUCUCACUUUGUAACAAGGUGAGUGAUACUGGGAUCCAGUAUCUGACUGAAGGUUCAUCAUCCACCAAACUGAGAGAGCUGAAUGUCAGUUACUGCAGUCACGUCACUGACAUAUCUGUCAUGAGGAUUGCACAAAGGUUGUGUAAACUGUACCAUCUCAACUUGAGUUAUUGUGAGAGACUGACUGAUGUGAGUCUGGAGUGGCUGAGUGGCAGCUCUAUCUGCUCACUUGACAUCAGCGGUUGCCACAUCCAGGAUCAGGGGCUGGCGGCUCUUGUGAGAAUUCGCUUGAAGAAGUUGGUUCUUGCCGAGUGUGUCUACGUCACAGAUGUUGGCAUGGAGAAGCUGUGCAAGAAUGUGAGAGAUCUGGAACAUGUUGAUGUGUCUGACUGUGUAGCUCUGUCAGACCCGGCCAUCAGGGCGAUUUCAUUUUACUGCAGAGCUCUAGUCACACUGCGGAUGUCAGGCUGUCCCAAGAUGACCGACAUGGCAGUGCAGUAUCUGACAAGUGGAUGUCAACACCUGCGAGAUCUUGAUGUGAGUGGCUGUGUUCUUCUCACAGAUCGCAGUCUCCGAUACUUAGAGAGGAUCUGUCCUCCACUCUGCUCCAUCACAAUGGCCUGCUGCAGAAGCAUCUCCAGGGCGGCCGCCUUAAAGCUUCAGCCACGUGUGGAGCACUGGGAGCACAGCAAUGACGACCCUCCAUACUGGUUUGGAUACAACAUGGGACAAAUAGUGCAUCCAAUCACAAGACACGCUAAGACUGAUGACACCUGGGAAGUGGUGGAACAGCACUCAGUGAUGACAAAAGCAGCAUGUACAGAGAGAGUAGAAACAGAUAUCAAUAAGUAAUGUUAUUGUAAAAGUAGAGCCCUAAGUAAUCACAUCAACCAUCAGUUUUGGGACAUUGUUUCAAAACAUGUUAAGAGCAUAUUUAACAAACCAUUUUGCAUGAUACACUUGUGAUAAUCCACACAAAAUCACUGGUUAAAUAAUCAGAUUAGGAGUCACCUGUUUGGAUGGAGACAUAGCACUGUUUCAGCACCUCACUGACACAUUAUACAUGACACAGUGGAGUGUCAUGUUCUUUUCUGUUUUGAGUUUGAGGCAAUAGAUCACUUUUUGCUUGUAUAUAAAUUGUUACUCAUUGCCUUUGCCCUGCUAGGCUCCAGUGGGUUAAUAACCUGUACGUAAGCAUGUGUGAUUCCCACUCUGAACUUUCGUAACAUUUCUUCUUGGGGGUCAGUUUUGGAUCCUUUAUUAUUCAUAGUAACUGUUGUUCGCCCUUCUAUAACAUAGUAUAUUUCAUUUGUACAAAGGCAACACAAUUGUGUAUUGCUCAACAUAUUUCAUACAGUAUUUCUAUUGUCCAAUACAGCUAAGUGCAUAUACAAUCUAU